Messenger RNA from Rubroshorea leprosula, 684 nucleotides. NCBI's taxonomy places the organism in Eukaryota, Viridiplantae, Streptophyta, Magnoliopsida, Malvales, Dipterocarpaceae. The record is from the annotation of a GenBank genome assembly.
GACCAAUUCAACCGAUUGACUAAAAACUUUUUUUUUUUCUUUUUUACUUUUUUACAGCAGAGGCAAAUGCAAAUGCAAAUAUGUUCUGUCAGUGGAAGAAGGAGAGGAAGUGUAGCGGCAAAGGGUUGAGAUUCGGGGAGGCAGUUGUGGAGUUGCGACGGCUGAGAUCGGGGAGGCAGUUGGCCGCCGUGACUUUGCUACUCUAUUUUCUUUCUGCUUUUUGGUUGCUUCUGCAUAGAGAUGAAGGGCUUGCUUUCUGGUUUUGCUUCUGCAGAGACGAAGGACUGGAAGCUGCAGACGGAGGCCACGAGCAAGUAGCAAGUUCACGAUUUCUGGCUGAGAUCGGGCAAGGAAAGGCCGACGGUGGUGAUUGGUGCGUGGUACCAGUGGGCCAAAACGGGUUAAGGUACUGGCUCAACCCGUUUUCAAGCUUGGGUCCAGUUCAACCAAUUCAAUCGACCGGGCCGGGCCAGGUCCAGAAACACUAAUUGAACAAGCAUCAUUAUAUUCAAACUAGCGAGUAUUAUUGAAGCUCUAAUUUAAUCUGAGCUGAAUUGCAAAGUUACCUGUCGUGACUGGUUUUCGCUCAGCCUAAAGGAGGGUCUCACUGUUUUUCGUGAUCAGGUAUAACUUGUUAGUUAUCAGGUUCUACAUGUUACAUCAAAGUAAAAGUUUGAGUAUGUG